UUACUUCAGAAUCGAAAGUUUAAGGCACAAGUUUACUGAACUGACAGCUUUGUUCCAUUUCUGCUAUUCUCCUUUGCUGACUUUAUGAGCUAAACGUAGCGAUAAUAUACAGUAAAUUGGACGGAAUUUCCCCGCCCUUUCGCCCGGGUGCAGUCAACAGGUAAAGGUGUGUGAAGUCAACUGUUUUACAUCGCUCGUCGCUCCUCACCAGGCCAGACUGAGGACAGGACAGAACAGUGAUGCAGGAAACCCAGGAAGCAGCAGCAGCAGCCAUCGCCUGGUUCACAGAAUUCCAACUACACAGUGUCAUCAGGAAUGGAAUUGUUCCAGAAUGGUUUCAUGGAGUCAUUUCCAGGAAAGAUGCAGAGGAAAUGCUCCAGUCCAAACCUCCAGGUUACUUCCUUGUGCGUGUCAGUGAGACCAGGAUAGGAUACACACUCUCAUACCGUGCGGAUGACCGCUGUCGACACUUCAUUAUCGAGGUGAUGCGCGACGGUCGAUACAACAUCCUUGGGGAGGACACGCAGCAUCAGUCUCUCCAAGACCUGGUCGACUUUCACCGCAGAGUUCCCAUCAUGCCUUUCAACGAAGUUCUGACUGUCGCCUGUGGACAGCUAUCUGGAGGCAAGACUGACUACGCAGAAAUGCUCUUCACGAAGAGAGACCCUAUGCAGCCGAGCCAGGCCCCAACUCCCACCAACCCCCCCUCCCACAACAACACAGCACACCUGAAGCCAACAGAGGAGACCCCACCCGCCCUCCCAGUUCGACCAAUCACAAUGAAGGAGCAGGCCCCCUCUACCAUUCACUCCAACAAAGCACUUCCUGCUGUUCCAAUCAGCGCUCCACCCAGACUCUAUCCCUGCCUGGACCCAGAGAUGUUCACAUUCACACUACAGUCCUCCACCCUGGUGGAACCCUCCAUUAGGCCAAUCCCACUACCCAGGAAAAUACUUGCUGUUGUCCCCACCGUGACCACGAGCAUCCCUGCAGACCAGCCUCCUAAGCUUCCAGCCAGAGGCUGCUUAGCCCAGUGGGACCUGAGCCCCAGCCAGGCUUCCUGCCCGGCCCCCAACAGAUCUCCACGAACCCCCGUGGUAAUCAGCUCCGAGAGAAGCCUCCCUCCACCCAGCGUGCAGACGGGCCACAACGACUCCAACCACAACCAGCCUGGGAGGAUCCAGGAAGGGAAGUCUGCAGUCAUCAACAACAUCAAGAGGAAGUUUCAGAAGAAUAGAACUUCCUCUCAGAAUCACAUGUACUCCGAGAUAUGCGUCGAUGCGGAGAAGAGGCAGGGCCAGGGGGGUACUCCAGGGGCCUUAGACAGGGUUGAACAGCAGGCCUCAGAGAACGAGUACCAGGAGCUGACAGGACAGCACUGUAGUGCCCCUCCAUUAAACAGCACCGUGGCCCUUUCCAGCCCCGUAGACGGACUACCUCCAGAGUAUCUGCACCCUCCCCCAUUCGCCCCUGGAUACUAACCAGCAGGCUUAGCCACAGAAUGGAGGGACUUACUGGAGGCAGAGAUGGGUGGAAGAAUGGAGGGAUGGUUGUAGAGAGAGAAUAAGGAAGGGAGGGGAUGAUGUUUCAGAGUGUAUCUGUCUUAAGAGUAAUUUUUGCCUGAGAUUUCAAUAUUUAUCUUAUAUAUUUCCCUCAUGGCAUUUCAGCUGUGAGCUAUUUAUAACAUGAGAAAAUGUCACUCCCUUUUCAUUAAAUUUAUUGUCAUUAUUUGGCAUGUGACAAGUCGAAUUCAUGUUUCAGUUUGUAGGCUACCUUAAAUUGUUUGUUGGCAAUUCUUUUGUAAUAAAUGAAAGUUUCUAUACCUCAAUAAAAUAUAAAUC
Messenger RNA from Osmerus eperlanus (European smelt), 1841 nucleotides. RefSeq names its product hematopoietic SH2 domain containing (gene hsh2d). The transcript has 6 exons. The record is from RefSeq and is a predicted model, not a curated record. Lineage: Eukaryota; Metazoa; Chordata; Actinopteri; Osmeriformes; Osmeridae. Gene Ontology annotation, cellular component: cytoplasm. The coding region runs from base 240 to 1481 and encodes 413 amino acids.